Molecule: messenger RNA, 1638 nt
Organism: Gavia stellata (red-throated loon)
Lineage: Eukaryota; Metazoa; Chordata; Aves; Gaviiformes; Gaviidae
Gene: CSNK1G3
Product: casein kinase 1 gamma 3
Exons: 14
Coding region: 103-1476 (457 amino acids)
Biological process (GO): signal transduction; endocytosis; peptidyl-serine phosphorylation
Cellular component (GO): plasma membrane; nucleus; cytoplasm
Molecular function (GO): ATP binding; protein serine/threonine kinase activity
Source: RefSeq, a predicted model, not a curated record
UUCACUAGUGAUGUUUUCGUUCUCACAUUGUCCAAUUGGAGUUUGCUUAUACUGACUUUUUAAAAAGAGGAAGAAAUCAAAGUGGAAUACCGUACACUUGACAUGGAUAAUAAAAAGAAGGACAAGGACAAGCCAGAUGAAAGAAUGGCAUGGCCUAGUGGGAGGCCAGGCCAUAAUCCACGUGGAACUGGUUCUUCAAAUCCUGGAGUGUUAAUGGUUGGACCUAACUUCAGAGUUGGCAAAAAAAUCGGAUGCGGUAAUUUUGGAGAACUACGGUUAGGAAAAAAUUUAUACACAAAUGAAUAUAUGGCAAUUAAGCUGGAGCCAAUGAAGUCGAGAGCACCACAGCUACAUUUGGAAUACAGAUUCUACAAGCAGCUAGGAUCUGGAGCAGAUGGAAUACCUCAGGUUUACUAUUUUGGCCCAUGUGGCAAAUAUAAUGCUAUGGUGCUAGAACUACUUGGACCUAGUCUGGAAGAUUUAUUUGAUGUGUGUGGUAGGACAUUUUCUCUUAAAACCGUUCUUAUGAUAGCCAUACAGUUGAUUUCUCGUAUGGAGUAUGUCCAUUCAAAGAACUUGAUAUACAGAGAUGUAAAACCUGAGAACUUCUUAAUAGGACGACCUGGAAACAAAACCCAGCAAAUUAUUCAUAUUAUAGAUUUUGGUUUGGCAAAAGAAUAUGUAGAUCCAGAAACAAAGAAGCACAUACCAUACCGAGAACACAAGAGCCUUACAGGAACAGCUAGAUACAUGAGUAUAAAUACACAUUUAGGAAAAGAGCAAAGUAGAAGAGAUGAUUUGGAAGCUUUAGGUCAUAUGUUUAUGUAUUUUCUCAGAGGAAGCCUUCCAUGGCAAGGUUUAAAGGCUGAUACAUUAAAAGAACGUUACCAGAAAAUUGGAGACACAAAACGAGCAACCCCUAUAGAAGUAUUGUGUGAAAACUUCCCAGAGGAAAUGGCUACAUAUCUACAUUAUGUAAGAAGGCUAGAUUUUUUUGAAAAGCCGGACUAUGACUACUUAAGAAAGCUCUUCACAGACUUACUUGAUCGGAGAGGCUAUAUGUUUGAUUAUGAAUAUGACUGGAUUGGCAAACAGUUGCCUACUCCAGUGGGUUCAAUACAUUCAGAUGCUGCAUUGUCUUCGAACAGAGAAGCAUGUCAGCACAGAGAUAAAAUGCACCAAUCCAAAAAUCAGUCAACAGACCAUAGGGCGGCUUGGGACUCACAGCAAGCCAAUCCACAUCAUUUGAGGGCUCAUCUAGCAGCUGACAGACAUGGUGGCUCGGUACAGGUAGUAAGCUCAACAAAUGGAGAACUGAACACAGAUGACCCAACUGCAGGCCGUUCAAAUGCACCCAUCACAGCUCCUGCCGAAGUAGAAGUAAUGGAUGAAACUAACUGCCAGAAAGUGUUGAACAUGUGGUGCUGCUGUUUUUUCAAGCGGAGGAAAAGGAAAACCAUACAGCGCCACAAAUGACUAGAACCAAGCAGAACAUGGGAAAUUGCUUAUUUGUUCAACUGCUGUCUUGUGAUCUUACAAAAAAAAAAAACCAACCAAAAACAAACCUCUGUAAUGACCGUAUGUUUUCCAAGGGCUCCCUUAAAACCAUGUCAGGCCUGUGUGCUUUGGUUUGGUUCU